This is a messenger RNA of Pelobates fuscus (common spadefoot toad), 1513 nucleotides long. Its product is annotated as 1-aminocyclopropane-1-carboxylate synthase-like protein 1. The transcript has 14 exons. The record is from RefSeq and is a predicted model, not a curated record. Gene Ontology annotation, molecular function: transaminase activity; pyridoxal phosphate binding. Bases 170 to 1459 code for a protein of 429 amino acids. Gene Ontology annotation, biological process: biosynthetic process; amino acid metabolic process. Lineage: Eukaryota; Metazoa; Chordata; Amphibia; Anura; Pelobatidae.
UAGUUUCAGUACUGUUUGAAUUCUGUAUUGGUUUUUAAAGUGUCAUUAUUUACCUAAAGAAAAUCAUGUGUCUGGUAAGUGCUUUGUUUUUAUUAGCUCCCCAAUAAGCAUAUCCUUAAUAAAUAGAACAGAACUCUCUAGUCAGUUAUUUCCAGUGAGCUGUAGCAGAAUGGAUGAAAGCCUUUCUUUAAGAGGAGCAGCCUUUGCCUGCAAAUCCAAUAUCUUGCAACAAGGAUUUAAAAUGUGUAUCCAAGACCUGUAUGACAAGGACAGCAACUCACAGGGUUUUGUCAAUUUUGGAACAAGUGAAAACAAGAUUUGCUUUGAUUUACUACAUGAAAGACUCACAAGGCCUGAUCUGAACUAUUUAGAGCCCAGUCUGCUGGAAUAUAAUGCCCCAUAUGGCAUCAAGAGCCUCCGAGAAGCCGCUGCUGAAUUUCUUUCCUAUUACUGCCAGGCUCCUGUUCCUUUAAAUCCAGAUAAUAUCAUUAUUUUGAAUGGAUGUAACUCCAUAUUCUGUUCCCUCUCCGCUUCGAUAUUUAAUCCAGGAGAUGGUUUCCUCAUUCCCACGCCAUACUACAACUUAAUAGAUGAAUACACUGGAGCAUAUACUGGAGCACGACCUAUACACGUUCCACUGUCCAGCAAGGUAACAGAGACCGAAAACUAUCCAUUUCAAUUAACAAUAAAGAAGUUGGAAGAUGCCAUGGAAGAAGGAAAGAAAGAGGGUAUCCCCAUCAAAGCACUGAUAUUGAUCAAUCCCCAGAAUCCUUUAGGUGAAAUUUAUUCUAAAGAAUUCCUGGUCGAAUGUCUUGAUUUUGGACAAAGGCAUAAUUUGCAUGUGAUUAUAGAUGAAAUAUAUAUGCUGUCUGUUUUUAACAACGCCACUUUUACAAGUGUACUUUCCCUUCAUGAGGUCCCAGAUCCAGAGAUGACACAUUUUAUUUGGGGACUAGGAAAAGAUUUUGCAAUGAGUGGCAUGAGGAUUGGAAUAUUUUAUACCAAAAACCAACAUGUGCUUAAAUCUAUGAGCCACCUUGCUCUGUUUCACCAAUGCCCUGGACCUACGCAGUAUGUUAUCUCCAGGCUACUGGGAGACAGAGAGUGGUUGGAAAACACAUUCAUUCCAGGUAAUAGGCAACGUCUCAAGGAAUCCCAGUUGAUCAUGGUCCAUGGUCUGCAGGAUCUGGGGAUUCCAGUUCUCAAAAGCUCAGCAGGACUCUAUGUUUGGGCAGACUUCAGAAAAUUUUUGACAGCCCAGACAUUAGAAGCAGAGAUGGAGUUAUGGUGGAGGUUUCUUGGAGAAAAGCUGUACAUCGCUCCCGGUAAGGCCUUUGAAUGUUAUGAGCCUGGCUGGUUUCGCCUGACAUUUUCUCUUCCAAGCGACCUUUUGCAAGCAGGCUUAAAGAAACUUAAGAAACUGUUGAAGCAAGAGACGAAAACUGAAAACUGCAACUAAAAUAACGUCCUAUAACAUGGGACUGAUGGGUUUAAUUAAAUGAUAUAAAUGAAA